Messenger RNA from Ceraceosorus bombacis, 1890 nucleotides. Lineage: Eukaryota; Fungi; Basidiomycota; Exobasidiomycetes; Ceraceosorales; Ceraceosoraceae. The record is from the annotation of a GenBank genome assembly.
AUGUCUCGAUCUGGAGGGCUUAACUGUGAGUGCUCAUCUGUGACCUCACCUUCCCCCGCUGGUAAGCUUUGGCUCGGCACAAAGAGCGUGUCCACGACGAAAGGGCGACAACAAUCUCUCAGCGAUUAAUGCUGCAAGGGCUCAGGCUCUGCUCUCAGACGCUUCGCGCUCAUGGCUUAAGCAAUGCCCUAGAGCGGAGACCUCUACUCGAGCACAAGUCUGAGUCCUUGCAGCAUUUAUCGCUGAGAGGUUGUUGCCCUUCUGUCAUGCCAGCAGCUACAUUCGGCCACGAGUGUGCUGAUAUCGUCUGCUGAAUGCGAUGCACGUAGCUCGUACUCAGCUUGGUCGUCCGUUUUGACUCAUUUAGCCCGUCUAUCCCCGCAGCGAUGGAUGACGGCCAAAAAGUGAUCCGCGUGUCAGCGCAGGAUGGAAAGAGCGGCGAGCCGCGCGAGCUGGCUUACACGAACUGCAAGUUGAUCGGCAAUGGAUCCUUUGGUGUGGUCUUCCAAGCUAGACUAGUCAGCGGAGGGAACGGAAAUCUCGUAGAGGGUGCCGGAGCAAGCGCGGGUGCUGGAGAGGCGUCUAAAACACCAAAGGAGGAACAAGAAGAUGUGGCCAUCAAAAAGGUUCUGCAGGAUGCUCGAUUCAAGGUGAGGGUCGUGUGCACACGAUGAUGGAGAUGAGCUGCGCUACACGCGUGAGAGCUUGCGCAUCAGCUGCGAGACCGGAUCAGGCUGUACGGCCCAUCACGUUGAGCUCGCUCGCUCACUGUAGGUCUCUCGCUGCUUUUCGAAUCUGUAGAACCGAGAGUUGCAGAUCAUGAGGAUUGUUGCGCAUCCCAAUGUUGUGGAUCUGCGGGCAUUUUUCUACUCCAAUGGAGACAAGAAGGACGAAGUCUUUCUCAAUCUUGUGCUCGAAUUUGUCCCGGAGACAGUCUACCGCGCUUCAAGACACUACGCCAAAUUGAAGCAGACGAUGCCCAUGCUGCUGAUCAAGCUUUACAUGUACCAGCUGCUUAGGAGCUUGGCAUACAUUCACAGCAUCGGCAUUUGCCAUCGAGACAUCAAGCCGCAGAACCUGCUCUUGAACCCGCUCACUGGAGUCUUGAAGCUCUGCGAUUUCGGUUCAGCGAAGAUCCUCGUUGCGGGCGAACCUAACGUCUCUUACAUCUGUUCGCGCUACUACCGAGCACCAGAGCUGAUCUUUGGGGCCACAAACUACACGACGAACAUUGGUGAGUGCACAUUCGAGCUACUGCGCUCAAGCACGAUGCUGAUGCGCCACGCAAUACGUUUCCAGACAUUUGGUCCACCGGUUGCGUAAUGGCAGAGCUCAUGCAAGGACAGCCCUUGUUCCCUGGAGAGAGUGGUAUCGAUCAGCUUGUGGAGAUCAUCAAAGUGCUAGGAACCCCUACUAGGGAACAAAUCAAGACGAUGAACCCCAAUUAUAUGGAGCACAAAUUUCCGCAAAUCAGACCGCAUCCUUUCAGCAAGGUCUUCCGACCCAGGACUCCAACCGAUGCUAUUGACCUAAUCAGCCGCUUGCUGGAGUACACGCCCAGCGCCAGAUUCACCGCAAUCGAGGCCUUGACGCAGCCAUUCUUUGACGAGCUACGAACCGGCGAAGGUCGCAUGCCCAACGGCCGUGACAUGCCGCCGCUUUUCAACUUUACGAAAGAGGGUAAGUGAUGCUCGCACUCGAAUUUCAAGGCGCACUUUAGUGCUCACGCAAUCCCAAUUCUCUCGCUCCGCCACAGAGCUCUCCAUUCGACCUGACCUCAUCUCGAAGUUGGUGCCACCUCACGCCGAAGCGGAAUUGCUUAGCAGAGGUAUUGAUGUCCACAACUUCACGCCGCUCUCACCAGAGUCGAUGCGAGUCACUCUCAAGUAG